Messenger RNA from Morus notabilis, 1974 nucleotides. RefSeq names its product probable ADP-ribosylation factor GTPase-activating protein AGD14. The transcript is spliced from 12 exons. Gene Ontology annotation, molecular function: GTPase activator activity. Bases 1 to 1974 code for a protein of 657 amino acids. The record is from RefSeq and is a predicted model, not a curated record. NCBI's taxonomy places the organism in Eukaryota, Viridiplantae, Streptophyta, Magnoliopsida, Rosales, Moraceae.
AUGGGAAAUCGCAUUAAGGAAGAUGACCGAAUCGAAAAGAUCAUUCGGGGCCUUCUGAAACUUCCCGAGAAUCGCAGAUGCAUCAAUUGCAAUAGUUUGGGACCACAGUAUGUUUGCACAACAUUUUUGACAUUUGUUUGUACAAAUUGUAGUGGCGUACAUCGAGAGUUUACUCACCGUGUGAAAUCGGUAUCAGUUGCUAAAUUUUCUGUGGAAGAAGUAAGUGCACUUCAGGUUGGAGGAAAUGAGCGAGCAAGGCAAAUAUAUUUUAGAGAAUGGGAUUCUCAGCGGCAUUCUUUUCCUGAUGGAAGUAACCUUCAUAGACUCCGAGAGUUUAUCAAACAUGUCUACGUGGAUAGAAAAUAUACCGGUGAGAGGAGUACUCCACUACCAAGACUGAGAUUGAGUGGAAAGGAGGAAUUUAAUGAAAGCAGGAGGGUUGGUGGAUCUAGAAGCUCGAACGAGGAGGACAAGUAUGAACGAUAUUCUACUGAAAGAUCUAGUCCUUGUGGAAAAAAUGAUGACAGAUCUAGCAAAUGCUACUAUGACGAAAGAAGAAGUCCUCGAUACUCGAGAGAAUAUAUAAGACAUGGAAGUUACAAGCAAAGUCCUGUCCGCUUUGAGAUCGUUGAUGACCGAAUCCGGGAUGACAGAUUUGGAAACCGCAGGUUCUCACCGGGAGAUUCCAAGUUACAAAGAAGGUUACCGAACACUAAUGCUAAAAACGCGGAUAGCUCUUGCUCCCCCAUUGCACGUCCUCUUCAGGAGAUUUUAGGGGACAAUGUUCCUACUCUACAGGUUGGCAAAAUUUCAAAAGAAAAGCAUGGGGAGCAUGCUGAUGGUUUUGCUCAUAAUCAGGAAUCUGUUGACGGGAAGCUAGUUGAACAUAAAACAGGAAAUUUGCAAAGCUUGAUCGAUUUUAGUACCAAAACCGAGACCACAGAUGCUGCAUCCAUAUCACAAACACAGCUAGUGUCUUCAUUCAAUAAUGGUAGCAGCUCAGCAUCAGCUGGAUUAUCAGCAAAACAGAAGUCGGCUCAGGCUCCAAAAGUAAACACUUUGGAAAGUUUACUAUUUGGAUUGUCAGUUCCUUCUGUUGUACCCGCAGAUGAUAUUUCUGAAGCACCUGACAGUGAUGUUCUCACCACUGCGCCUGGAGACAACACGCUUGCUGCUGAUGUUGCUCCUCCAGCACCUAUGCAACAUAUGCCAGAACUACUUGAAAGUGUUUACAAUGUUCGAAAGCAACCUUCUAUUGAUAAUCUGCUAACUGAAAGUGUUGCCAACGUUCCAAAGCAACCUUCUAUUGAUAAUCUUCUAGAAGCUGCUAGCAGCAGUGACACCAUUGUCCAGCAGUAUCAGCCUCCUCCAUCCCAUGCUCAAGGAAGUAGCUUUACGUCGCAGCAAACUACUCUAUCAAUUGGGUUUCCUAACAAUGAGUCAACUGUUCCAUCAUUGGCACAUAACGGACAGACAUCUACAAGCAUUUGUGUCGAACAAUCAUCUCAAUCUGUAUCAAGAACAGUGCAGGAUACCAGCGUUGGAGUUGAAUCCGAACCUCUUCCAGUGGAAACAAAAUCUAGUACUAGAAAAGAACUUCCCGCGGACCUUUUCACUACAAGCUUUUUACCAAUCACUACGCCCGUUUCUUGCUGGCAAACUGGUCCACCCCAUGGAAUGGGUUUCAACUAUUACCCUAACAUAAUGCCUGUUCCAGCAUUUCCAAACCCAGCAAAAUCAAAAAAUCCAUUCGAUAUCAAUGACGAACGAACUCAGGUACAAGCAACACCUUUUCCUUCUAUGGGGUCAUUACUAGGAGCACCGGUCGGUGUGUUGUCAGCUCCUACAGGCUUACUUCAUGGUUCCAGCCUUGGACCUUAUUCUUCGCCGUUGAACGCACCUUCCGGAACUGCCUUACCUCCUAGUGCAUACAUAGGGCAAGAAGGGCAUAAUAACAUCCAGGCUACCCGGUAA